AUGGCGGCGCGGGCCCAGAAGAUAGCAGAGAUAGCAGAGAAGCUGGACCAGCUGACCGGCAUCUCGUCAGAGAAAAGGGUGGAUAAGAAGCUGGGCCGGCACUCCCAGGAUCUGCCCUGCCUCGGCCUGCGGGACGUCUCGCCCAGCCUGGCCGAGCACUACCUGCGCGCCCUGCGCCGCCUCAGCGCCGGCCGCCGCCCGUCCGGCCCGGGCUCCGACGAGGGCUGGAUCCCGCACUCGGUCGGAGGCGCGAACGAGGCCUUCCUGCACCUGGCGACGGGUCUGGUCACCUGGCACCAGCCGAACCGCGGGCAGCUGGCCGACGCCGCGCUGGACCAGCGCUCCCUCCAGCGGCUGGUGACCGAGACGAACGGCGGCCGGGACCGGCACGAGCCAGAGGUCGUCCGCAUUCAGGUGGGCGGCGGGGGGUGA
Pollicipes pollicipes is the source of this 432-nucleotide messenger RNA. Its product is annotated as ras GTPase-activating-like protein IQGAP3. The record is from RefSeq and is a predicted model, not a curated record. The coding region runs from base 1 to 432 and encodes 143 amino acids. The transcript has 6 exons. Lineage: Eukaryota; Metazoa; Arthropoda; Thecostraca; Pollicipedomorpha; Pollicipedidae.